AUGUCCAAAAACGAAACCCAAGACCCAAAUCAAAUCGCCCUGGUCGCCAUCAUCAAGCCGGCGGAAGGCAAGGGUGCACGGGUAAACAACGUCUCCUACCAGCCAAAGACCUCACAAGUCUACCAGCUAAACAGGAAACCACAGUUCGAAGAACUCACCAACGAUUACGCCGCCAAGGUCUACGACCUCGAACCAGGCACCUUGCAAUUCCAACUCCACAAAGAGGAAGACGGCGCCGGAGGGCGGUAUUGUCUUUUCGAGAGGUACAAAUCCGUCACGGACUUGCAGACGCAUCGAAACCACCCUUUGCACGCCGAGAUCUUCAAGACGUUUGAGAAAGAGGGGAUUCUCGGGGAGGCUCCCACCGUGCUCGUUGGCAGGGCUGUUGGAGGGCAUUUCGAUCGAUGA
Messenger RNA from Zasmidium cellare ATCC 36951, 408 nucleotides. RefSeq lists its product as uncharacterized. NCBI's taxonomy places the organism in Eukaryota, Fungi, Ascomycota, Dothideomycetes, Mycosphaerellales, Mycosphaerellaceae. The coding region runs from base 1 to 408 and encodes 135 amino acids. The record is from RefSeq and is a predicted model, not a curated record. The transcript is spliced from 2 exons.